UCGGGUAGCGCCGGGCCGAGCGCGGAGCCAUGCGCUGGGCUGGGACCGGGACCGGGGGCGCGGCGGUGGUGGUGGCGGUGGCGGUGCCGCUGCUGCUGCUGCUGCUGCUCUCUCGGUCCCCGCCUGCCGCCGCCGGCGACGGCAAAAAGAGCGAUGCCAGGCUGGUGUCGGAGCAGUUUUCGCAGGCCCCGCAGAAGCUGGCUUUCUACAGCUGGUAUGGCAGCGCCAGGCUCUUCCACUUCCGGGUGCCCCCAGACACAGUGCUGCUGCGCUGGCUGCUGCAGGUGUCCAGGGGCAGUGGCCCUACCUGCACCAACAUGGAGAUCACUGUGUACUUCCGCUAUGGUGCCCCUCCCGUCAUCAACCCACUGGGCACCAGCUUCCCUGACAACACCUCCGUUCAGCCCUCCUUCCUCCUCAAGAUGCUGCACAGCAACGCCUCCGUCAACAUCUCCCACCCAGCACCCGGGGACUGGUUUGUGGCCGCCCACCUGCCCCCCUCAUCCCAUAAGAUUGAGGUGAAGGGCUUUGUUCCCACCUGUGCCUACAUCUUCCAGCCUGACAUGCUGGUCGUGCGAGUGGUCGAGGUCUCCAUCCUGGAGCCUGACAUGCCCUUUCCACAGACCCUCCUCUCCCACCCCAGCUACCUCAAAGUCUUCGUCCCCGAGUACACCCAAGAGCUGCGGCUGGAGCUGCAGGGCUGUGCAUCCAACGGGAGCCUGGGCUGCCCUGUGCGCCUCACCGUGGGCUCAGCCACCCUGCCUGGAAACUUCCAGAAGGUGCUCACUUGCAGCGGCCCCACCCAGGCCUGCCGCCUGCUGCUGCCCUCACCACCCUGGGACCGGUGGCUGCAAGUGACGGCCAAGAGCCUCGCCGGGCCCCGUGUGUCCGUGGCUUUCAGUGCUGUGGCUGCCCUCACAGCCUGCAGGCCGUGGAGUGUGAACUUCCAGCACCUUCUGCAGAGCAGCCCAAACCAGAGCAGCAACGCCUCCACCAGUCUGCUUCCCCCGACCCCCAGCUACCAGGACCUGGACCGGAGGGGCAGGGUGGGCGGCGGCCCCUUCUGCCUCAGGAGCUUCCCCGUCCUGCGGGAAGACGUGGACGUGGUAUCCGUGCGCUUCCAGCCCCUGGACAGGGUCUCGGUGCUCGUGCAGUCAGACAUGCCCUCGGUGAUGCGGCUGAACCUCAACACGGGCAUGGACAGCGGGGGCUCCCUCACCAUCUCCAUGCGGGUCAACAAGACUGCGAUUGCCAACACCUCAGUGGUAGCCUGUGUGACUGCUGCCUCACCCUUGCUCAGCUUCAACGCUUCGCUCAGCUGCACCACAGCCUUCUUCCAGGGCCACCCCCUGUCUCUGAGUGCCUCUUCUCCCACGGCCAACCUCAUCAUCCCCUACCCAGAGACAGACAACUGGUACCUCUCCCUGCAGCUCAUGUGCCCCGAGAGACCUGAGGAGUGUGAGCAGGCCUCGGUCCUCGUGGAGACCACCUUGUACUUGGUGCCCUGCUUGAAUGACUGUGGACCCUACGGCCAGUGCCUCCUGCUGCGCAGACAUGGCUACUUGUACGCGGGCUGCAGCUGCAAGGCAGGCUGGCGUGGGUGGAGCUGCACAGACAACAGCACAGCCCAGACGGCGGCCCAGCAGAAGGCGGCCGCCCUCUUGCUUACCCUGAGCAACCUCGUGUUCCUGGCCCCCAUCGCCAUCUCCGUGCACCGCUCCCUCCUGGUGGAGGCCUCCGUCUACGCCUACACCAUGUUCUUCUCCACGUUCUACCACGCCUGCGACCAGCCGGGUGAAGCGGUGCUGUGCAUCCUCAACUAUGACACACUGCAGUACUGCGACUUCUUGGGCUCCGGAGUGUCCAUCUGGGUCACCAUCCUUUGCAUGGCCCGGCUGAAGGCCGCCCUGAAAUACGUUCUGUUUCUCCUGGGCGCUCUGGUCUUCGCCAUGUCCUUGCAGCUGGACCGCAGGGCCGCCUGGAACACAAUGGGGCCUUGCCUCUUUGCCAUUGUGGUCAUGGUCACCAUGUGGGUGUACCGCUGUGGGCGCCGGCGCCACUGCUACCCCCCAUCCUGGCAGCGCUGGGUCUUCUACCUCCUGCCCGGCAUCUCCAUGGCCGCUGUGGCCAUCACCAUCUACACUUCCAUGAUGACCAGCGACAACUAUUACUACACCCACAGCAUCUGGCACAUGCUGCUGGCAGGGAGCGCAGCCUUCUUGCUGCCACCACGUGAACAGCACACCAAGCCUUGGGCCUGCUCCCAGAAGCUCACCUGCCACUAUGAGAUCUGCAAGAACCACCGGGACGAGUUGUACACAGUGACAUGACACAGCCAGCUUGGGGACACCUGCAGCUUUGAUGAUCUCUCCAGCCAGGGGCAGGACCAAGGGAGAGGGACCCUGUCCAGAUCCAUUUCCAACUGAAUAAAAUUGCCCUGAGCACUC
Messenger RNA from Balaenoptera musculus (blue whale), 2447 nucleotides. It is a transcript of the gene PGAP6, whose product is annotated as post-glycosylphosphatidylinositol attachment to proteins 6. Bases 30 to 2330 code for a protein of 766 amino acids. The record is from RefSeq and is a predicted model, not a curated record. NCBI's taxonomy places the organism in Eukaryota, Metazoa, Chordata, Mammalia, Artiodactyla, Balaenopteridae. The transcript is spliced from 13 exons. Gene Ontology annotation, cellular component: plasma membrane.